UCCUUCAAGAGAAUACUUCGACUACGCUAACUACGAGGUGUCUUGUCAAAUCUCUCUCCGUUAGCUCUAAUCCCAGAUUCGGUUUAGCUCUCCAAAUCUUCAGAAGGUAUUGAAAUGGCGGAAACAAAGACGUUGAGAAAACCUAUUUUCACCCAGGUGGACCAACUUCGCCCGGGGACUAGUGGCCAUACUCUUACUGUCAAGGUUGUCAAUACAAAGAUGGUACUGCAGAAGGGUCGUCCUGAUGGUCCCCAAGUACGUCAAAUGCGAAUUGCAGAAUCUUUGGUCGGAGACGAGACUGGAAUGAUCAUCUUUACUGCAAGAAAUGAACAAGUGGACUUAAUGAAAGAAGGUGCUACCCUAACGCUUCGCAACGCAAAAAUUGACAUGUUUAAAGGAUCGAUGAGGCUUGCAGUGGACAAAUGGGGUCGUGUUGAGGUUGCUGAACCCGCUAGUUUUGCGGUGAAGGAAGAUAACAACCUGUCACUGAUUGAAUAUGAACUGGUCAAUAUUGUUGAAGAAUGACCUCCAUAGACCCACCUUGGGACGGUCUUUGCUUUGCUUUUUAUAUCCGUGACCCGAAGAAUAAAAUCUAAUCCGGAAACAUGGUACUCUGAGUCUAAUCUUUCAGAGCUCGUGGAAGUUAAGUUUUAAAAUCUACAUUGAAGUUGCUUCUUGCCCAUUGCAUCAAAUCCAGCAGAACCUUUUGGUUGGAAACUCCAAACAGAUGGGGAUGGCUGUAAACUUUUGAGGUA
Molecule: messenger RNA, 755 nt
Organism: Hibiscus syriacus
Lineage: Eukaryota; Viridiplantae; Streptophyta; Magnoliopsida; Malvales; Malvaceae
Exons: 3
Coding region: 115-525 (136 amino acids)
Source: RefSeq, a predicted model, not a curated record